CGAUAAUAAAGGGAGCGUUCCUCCUCCCUCCUCCCUUACCGACCGCCAUAUUGUUUGCGAUAUUCCGUGUGUUCCGUGUGCACGUUCCUCCGGUUGAGGUUCCUCGUACUUUCCUCAGCACCGCGUGACGCCCGCGUAACAUUCUUUUCGUGAACAGUGUCUCAGAAAAUUGGCAAACAUUUCGCGCAAGGACAGCAUGAAGAAGAUCAAGGAUUACUCGGACGAGGAUGAUUACGAGGUGGACGAUCCGGACUAUCCGGAGGUCGAGGGCGCCUCCGAGGAGGAAUGGACUCCGGAGGCUGGAACCGAGGCUGGCACUAAAAUAAGGCCACAGAGAGGAGCAGGAAAAAAGCGACAGCACUCUGAAGAGGAAGACGAAGAAGAAGAAGAGGAGUUCGAAGAGGAUGAAGAGGAAGAGGAAGAGGAAUCUGAUUCUGAUACAGGAAAGAAGUCAAAGAGGAAAAGGCGCUCUAAGAAAGACGAUGAUGAAAAGGAGGAUGAGGAAGAUGACGAUUCUGAUGACAACAGUUUCAACGAAUCUGGAGAGACUCCAAAAGAAUACACAUCUGGUUCAUUCGUUCUUUUAAAAACUGACGUUGAAUCUAAUAAGAAUAAGGAAAAUAACUUAUCCAGUAAGGGUAAAUCCGAUGUGGAAUCAAGCACUUAUCCAACCUUGUGGAGGAUAGAUGGAAAAGCAUUGCUCCAAAAGUUUCUACCUUUUAAAGAAGAUGGGAAAGUACUGUAUAGAAGCACGACGACAUAUUCUGGUUGGCAACAGAGUAACAAAGACCAAUACAUAGCGGUCCACGUGUCCUUUAAAGUGCAAAGUAGACAAGAGACAAUUGUUGAACUCCAUUUUGAUCCAUCGCAACCACAAGAAGUUGUAAAGGAUGAUAAAGAAGAUUAAAUUAGAUUGAGUUUGCUCUUAUUUGUUUAUAUACAUCUUAAGGAAAAAUAUGUUGUAAGGAAAGAAAGGACGGAAACAUCCACAUCUACAUGUACACUAUUCACGAAACAUAUAUUUACACAUACACAUGGAUGAUGUUUGACAUGGUACUGUAGCAGGUUCAUAUUUAAAAUAUAAGAUUGGAUGGACCAUG
Molecule: messenger RNA, 1100 nt
Organism: Atta colombica
Lineage: Eukaryota; Metazoa; Arthropoda; Insecta; Hymenoptera; Formicidae
Exons: 5
Coding region: 197-907 (236 amino acids)
Cellular component (GO): nucleus
Source: RefSeq, a predicted model, not a curated record